This is a messenger RNA of Strigops habroptila (Kakapo), 1259 nucleotides long. RefSeq lists its product as uncharacterized. NCBI's taxonomy places the organism in Eukaryota, Metazoa, Chordata, Aves, Psittaciformes, Psittacidae. Bases 96 to 812 code for a protein of 238 amino acids. The transcript has 3 exons. The record is from RefSeq and is a predicted model, not a curated record.
GUCAGCGCUGCCGGGGGGUUUCCUGCCCCUGUGGGACUCAUCUCCAUGGGUCAGGGACCGCAGCAUCUGCUCAGCCCCACACACGUGGAUGGGACAUGGCCGGAGCUGGGAUCACGCUUCUCUGCUGUGUGCUGCUGGUGGCAACCAGGGGUCUGCAUCUCUGCUGUGCCACGGAGCAGCUGAAGGGGUUGAAGGGACAGUCCUUGUCCUUCCCAGCCCUGCAUCUCCUGUCCGAUGACAUUGUGCGAGUCACUUGGAGGUCCAAAGGGACCCACAUCGCCGAGGCCAAGCCCAGGGAGACGAUGUUCACUGCUGACUUCCUGCCUGAGUUCCGGGGCCGGCUGUUCAUCCACCCCACCAGUCUCUCGCUGGAGAUCAGCCCGCUGAAGCCAUCGGACAGCGGGAGGUACGAGGUGGUCGUGGACACCUUGUCCGACCCCACCAACCCAAAGACCUUUCACUACUCCUUGCUGGUUCUUGAUGCAUCCCCAGAGCCACUGCCCGGGACUGGUGACACCAAGGGACCCAUCAGGAGCACUGUGGAACCCCAGGGAGCAACGGAGCCCAGUGCUGGGGACACCGGGACGCAGGACACGGGCGGGGGGCAGCCCCCGAGGCCCUGCAGGGCUCAGGACCGCUACUGCCUGGUGAAGGGUUAUCUCAUGGCCGGUAUCUUCGUGCCGCUGGUGCUGCUGGUGGCCGUUGUCCACGUUGUGACCAGGGUCAAAUGCACCAAGGCAGGGGAUGGGGUCUCAUCAGGGGUUGAGCCCUUCGGCAUCACCGCUCCACAGGGACCAUCCCCAUGGCAGUGAUGAGGACAGACGCCAGGCUCCGGGAACAGCAUCCCCUCUGCCUCAGUUUCCCCAUCUGGGGCAAGAUGAGGUUACUCUGCUCAGAGCCCCUGGAGGACGUGACAUGAACCCGGGUUCCUCAUCUCUUGCACAAGGAGCUGCCUCUAAAUGCAUCAGUGCUUCUUCCUCCCCAAAGCCGCCAGUCCUUUGGCACCAAAACCCAGCCCGGCACCAAGCUUUGGGUCUCCGGGAUCCAGGAACACCUCCGUUACAGGAGACAAAAUCAGUUUCCUAUUUCCAGCCCCAAACGUGGGGGAGAUCAUCACUCAGCAUCUCAGAAACCCUCCUCUAGUUGAUAAGAGGUGAAUGAUUCACUGGUGACCCUGACUAAACGCUGCGUGCCAUCAAUUAUUGAGCAGCAGAUCUGUCAAGAAGUUCUCAUAAAUAAGUGAUCUGGUGCUGUCUUAA